GAGAUGCGGGAGUCCCGCGAGCGGAGGCGCUAGGAGUCGGACCUUCGCGCUCGCGGGGAGCGGGGCUGAUGGCUGCCCGGGGGCUGCUGCUCCUGCUGCUUCUCCUGGGGACCCAGGCGGCGCCCCCGCAGACAUUGAUUAUCUCACCUCAGUCCUGUAAUGUGCUAGAGAACUGGCUCUAUGAUGAAACUUCACAACGCUGCUGCUACCAGUGUCCCUCAGGCUACCAUAAACGGAAAGAGUGUCCCACGGAUCCAGACCGGGACUGCGGGCAGUGUGAACCCGAGCACUUCCUGAACAGGGAGCAAGGGAAGCCACGCUGCGAGGCCUGCGUGUCGUGCAAGCCAGAAUAUGACCUUGUGGAGAAAGUCCCUUGCUCCUUCAAUUCCAGAAGGGUGUGUGAGUGCCGAGCAGGGCUGUUUUGUAAGGUUGCCGUUCUGAACAGCUGUGCGCGAUGCAUUUCCCACGCUGUCUGCAAGCCAGGAUUUGGAGUCCUAGUCAGAGGCACCUCAGAAGUUGAUGUCUCCUGCCAAGAAUGCCCUUUGGGGACCUUCUCUGAGCGGCACUCCAGCACCGAACGCUGCAAGCCCCACACGGACUGUGCCAAGCUAAACAAAGUAGCUGUGGACAGCGGAAAUUCCACACACGACCAAGUCUGCAUGGACCCACCUCCCACCCACCUCACACCUGCCACUUUGUCUGCGAAAUUCAGCAAUGAGUCGAAGGAUUCCGACAGGGCAAAAGCGCCGCUCCUGAACGAGCAGCCAACAACCGUGGGAGGCCAGCAUUCCCACACUACCACAAAGCCAGUGACCAGCGCCAGCAUCCUCAUGAGUGACGCAGCCUCUGGUGAUGCCAACUGGACCGCUGCGGGAACCGUCGGUGGAUCGGAUACAAAACACGCAGCUGGCACUUCUCCUACCUCAGAUAUAGCUACAGAAAAGACUGCCAAGACAGGUGAUGGGAGCUUUGUUCCUUGGGGUGCGGUGGUUCUUUGCAGCAUGGUGCUUCUCGCUGGUAUGCUGGCGGUUUGGCAAAGGAAGGCCUGCAAGAGGCGGAUCUUCACCCCCAAUGGGAAGACUCUUGAUCUGUAUCCAGUCACUACAUGUAGACUCAAAUCUUCAAGUCAGGGUUCUGAUCUGAUGAAGAACUGUGCAAAGAGGUUCAGUAUGCUGAAAGCUGACAAAGAGUCAGAAGAGAGGGAGUUGUUAAACAGAAUCCCCGUUGUGGAAACCAACAACAACUUGGUCUCCAGCUCAGAAAAAAAUCCCAGUCCUGACUCAAGCCUGGCUGAGACGAUCCAGAGCACCGGGAACGCCACAGACUACCCCGCUGAUUCCCGAGUGAGGGACCACACUAAUAACCGAAUCGACAAAAUAUACAUAAUGAAAGCCGACACUGUGAUUGUGGGGUCCAUUUCGGAAGUGCCCGUCAGCAAGAACUGCGCGGUUAGAGGAUGUGAAAAUGAUUCUAAGGCUCAAGAAAACAUGGAGGAAAAUGAACUUGCAAUGCAUUAUCCGCAGCAGGAGACAGAAUCGUUUCCAGGAAGUGAUGUAAUGAUUCCAGUGGAGGAGGAGGGCAAGGAAUUUCAUCACCCUACCACUGCCACUGAGAAGUGAUGUCUUGCAGAGAAGCUCUUGAAGACUAAAGCUACACAGAUGCCAAUUGUGCUAGUGAUAUCCAGUGCAUUGGGGAGCCAUGAAUGUCUUAUUGUCUCAGAUGCUGGAAGGAUGGUUGGGGGUCAUGGGAGCACUUUGGUACAAGGUGUCAUAGAAUUGAUUUCAUCCAGGAAACAAGAGAAUCGUCAAUAGUAACAAGCAGGAUUUACACUUAUGGAUCACAUCAAAUAUUUCUCUCCACUUCUCCUCCGCACAUCCAGUUACAGAUGGGACUGAAUCAAAACCCCACGUUUGAACACUCCAAAACUCUGAGGACUUUUGGAUCCUGAUCCAAACCCUACAGUUGCCCCAUCUUCAUAACUGAAUGAUAUAAAUCCAUUGUGGAAAUUCAAGUCAGGAUCCAAAGACUGAAGAUUGGGGCCUAUCUCUGAAUCAUCUAUCUGUAGUUGUGUUGUUCCUAUCAUUGUUGCCAAUUCUUGGGAUUUUAUUGCUAUUCUCACAACACUUUUUUUCUGAAAGUCCCAGCUCCUGGAGUCAUGUGAUCACAUGAGAAUCUCAGCCCUGACAGUAGUGGAUAAAAGCUUGGAAACAUGACCUAAGUGUGCCCUCAAGGCACAGAUACUAGAGUGUAAAUAAAACAAACCCAACAUUUAUUCAUGAUUUUUUUUUUUUUUAAGCCAAUCUCAUGAAUAGUUUGAAGCUGGACUCAAGGUGGACUUCUGUGAUUAACUUUUUGAUUUUGAUAAAGAAAACUGACAAUGAAAAGUACAAAAAGGUAAAUGACUUACAGCUUGUAUAUAUUUCCCAAUACUGCAUGCUUCACGGGCUCUCCAAUGCAAUUAUGCUGUUUCAGAACCUGUCAAAGCUGCAAGACCGGACAAUACAAAACCAGACACUACUAGAUAGACAUAACAUGAUAGAAAUAAAAUAGGAGAAGACAUACAUGAAUAGGGAGAAGAGGGAAGAGGAGUCCAAGAGGGAGGGGAAAAGAGAAUGGAGGUCUGGCAUUCUUUGAGCCCUCUGUACAUGUGUUUUAUCUAAAUGUAUCUAAAAAAGAGGUCCACGUUUCUUUCAAUUCAGACUCCAGGGUUUUGAUGUUUGGGAUUGGCAGUGCUACUACAUCAUGGCCUUCUCCAGUACAAGCCAAAGGGUUUUGAAUAUUUAGAUGUUGUACUGAAAGUGAACUUUGCCUCCGAGUCUGAAUUAAGCAGGCCUGGCGAAUAUGGAUAUGGUUGUAUAAGGAAAACAAAAGGUUUUCCAAAACAAACCAAGAUUUUUUUUUUUUUAAAUGCCACAUUGCUGGUUUCCUAAAACUAUGUCCGUUUCUGCUGCGUUUGGAAGAAGUGCAGGUGGUGAUCUGGGAAGCGCUUAUUUACAUAUUAUUUUUUAAAAAAACCUCUCAAGUUUUGUGAUCAAAUGACGCAAGAUGCUAAACUCUCAUGCUGCUAAGUCUAUAACUGUAAAUGUAAUGCAUCAGUGCUGACUGCGCUUUCACGUGAUUAUGGAAAAUGAGUUACAUGACAAAGUGUUUCUUGAUAGGUUUAACAACAACAACAACAACAACAAAAAAGAGGAACCACAGAAUUACUACCGACUCAGUAGUUUUUAUAUUGGACAGAAUACAAUGACAGAUAAUUGUGCUUCUCUAGUGCAUUCAUAAGAACGGUCAUACUGCAUCAGACUAAUGAUCCAGCUAGCCAAGUAUCCUGUGGCCAGUGCCAGAUGCUUCAGAGGGAAUGAACAGAACAGGGUAAUUUCAAGUGAUCCAUCCCCUGUCAACCAGUCCCAGCUUCUGGAAGUUGGAGGUUUAGGGAUACGUGAAGGUUGGGGUUGCAUCCCUGAUCAUCUUGACUAUUAACCAUUGAUGGACCUAUCCCCCAUGAAUGUACCCAGUUGUGUUGUGAAAGCCAAAAGUAUCCCCCCACAAUACAUUCCCCAGGCUGACUGUGCAUUGUGUGGAGAAGUAUUUCCUUAUGCAGGGCUUAAUCUGUACCAGGGCUGAGCCCUGACACCUCUGGGCUUGGCAGUUCAGAGCCCUGUCACCUCUGGGCUUGCCCUAUCAGUUACUUCUUUCAUUACAAAUUAAGCACUGUCCUUAUGUUAGUUUUCAACCUGCCUUUUAUCUGAGACUCAGUGCACUUUCCAAACAUUGGUUAAGCCUCACGUGACCCAUGUGAUGGAGAGAAGAACUAUGUUAUGGUUGGGACCAGCGGCACAGAGAGUGUGACUUUCUGAGGACACAGUAAGGCAGAGCAAGCCGGAGAAUCCCACCAUCCUGACUCGCUGCCUCUAAUUCAUUUGCAAAAUGGCGCUAGGCCCAAACAUGGGCAGCUCCUUCACAUAUUCCUUCUUGAAUUCUCCUUUCCUCUCCAUAAAUCUUCUGAGCUGCUCAACACCAGUUGCUAUUGCUGCUGCAUGUUUUCUUCGGCUCCUCCGCAAAGUUAAAGAAACCUCUGGUGUGGGCCUUCUCUGUUGUACUUGUUUGUUACAUGCAGAAGACAUGCUGCUCCUAAAACUAAAAGGCAACAGUCUGGGUCUCUACUGUUCUUAGUACUCGUCUUCAGUGGAAGUUGCACAUGGUGGUGAAGACGGAAGCAAAUCGAAAUAACAUUUCUCGCUAAAACUUCUUGAUAUUGUGCAGCAGAAGGCCAGCUCACCAAAUAUUGUCGUUAAACUAAGAUGCAAGAAGGAAGUGAAACCACAGAGGACAAAAUUUGCCCAGACUUUCUUCAUUUUAACCACGGGUGCCUCAUUGUUUCCCAGGGCUCAGCAUGGGUUAUGGAGAAAUGACUCUUCUUUCAGCUAUGAACACCGACGCGGUUCUGAAUAACAAUGCUCAUGUGACUGUGAUUGUAAGGGUUUUCCACAAUAAUGGAAUUAGUUAUAGAGGUGUGUGCCCUGUGCAUAUGUUAAUCUGGUUAAUACAAUAGUUUUUUCAAGGGGGAUUGAAUGCAUUUUUUUGCUAGAUCUAGUGUAGUUGGUUAAAAUGACAAUUUUGCUAACUUUUGUAAUGGAAAAAAUUAAAUGUGGAUUAGCCUGUGG
Messenger RNA from Malaclemys terrapin pileata, 4661 nucleotides. RefSeq names its product TNF receptor superfamily member 8 (gene TNFRSF8). NCBI's taxonomy places the organism in Eukaryota, Metazoa, Chordata, Testudines, Emydidae. Gene Ontology annotation, molecular function: protein binding. The record is from RefSeq and is a predicted model, not a curated record. Bases 69 to 1619 code for a protein of 516 amino acids. The transcript is spliced from 11 exons.